UUUUCGGAACAACCCUACUUUUUGUGUUUAGGAAAACAUCCGUAUGAGGAGGCCCAAUGGGAGAGCGAGCUUAGAAGAAAUUUGGCCCAUUCAUGGUUGCUUCCAUGUUUAGCAAAGGAAUUUGCAGAGCAAAACAAAGUGAAGAACUUGAAGGAGGGAAACACAACUCCAUCUUCCUCCACCGCUGAGCCAAAUCCGCGCUCAACUCCCUUCUCAAUCCUUCAAUUCAUCUUCAUUCCCUGUCCAUCAAAUUCCCUCUUUCUUUCCCCCAUAACAUCCCCCCAUUCCUUUUAACCAAUUUCACACCUUUCAACUUCUCUUUCUUAAUUCCCAAUACCCCUUUGCUUCAUCUCUUUAGUUUCUAAUGCUAAUACCCAGAUUUCGACCUUCCUUAAUUCUUCAAAAUUCGUUCAUUGGGUCAACUUUUGCAGCUGCCCAUGUCGCCUCUUUCCAUUCCACGCCUACUUCCUGCGAAAAGUGGAAGAGCAAAUGGAAAUUUGAUGGUGGUGGACACGGAAAGGAGCCACCAAAGAGUUAUGUUAGAUACGUAACCCGUCAAAGGCGUUCUGAUGCAAAAAAGGCUCUAAAGAACCUCCUCUACAACAGUGGAUCUACCUUCCCGAAAAAGGAAUCAAAAUGGAGUCUUGGUGGUCACUGGCCAUCUGAUGAGUCAGAUCAAUCGAGUAACUGCAAUAAGAAAGGACGAGCGAAGUCUUCGACACAGAAAUUUGGUAAAUCCCAGCACAAGAGACCAAAACGUAAGUUUGGAAGAGAGAGUUUUUUUGCUAACGACUUCAAUAACGAUUACGAGACAACCUUUCAUGCCACAUUUGGCGAUAGAUCAUAUUCUUGGUCUUUUGGGUGGACAAACCCUCCAAACUGGAAGAACCAAAGAGCUAAAGAAUGGGAUAAUUUGAGUGAUUGCGAGUCUGAUGACGAGAAGACCCCUGAUGUAGGAUCAUGUUCAGAUAGAGCUAUCCUCGGUUUGCCACGAACAGGUCCUUUGAAGAUGGAAGAAGUUAAAACGGCUUUCCGCUUAUCUGCUUUAAAAUGGCAUCCUGAUAAGCAUCCAGGACCUUCCCAGGCAAUGGCUGAAGAGAAAUUCAAACUUUGUGUUAAUGCAUACAAUUCCUUGUGCAGUGCACUCUCUCCGGGUAAAACUUCAGCUAUGUUCUAAGGCAUUUUCUAACAACUUCAAAUCAUUACUUUUUGAUGAUAUAAUUUAUAUAGAGAGGUUAUAUAUAGUCUACAUUUCAAUCAAAAAUCCCUUCUCUAUAUGAGCUUUGUUGGGAGAAAUAGUGAAAAUAGGAGUGGAAUAAAUGGAUGCAUUUACUACAAUCUUCAAUUAUUUGUUGAAAGAAGGCAAUUCCUUCUUCAUUUUUCACUUAUAGAGCAAUCAUCCAUUGUAUUCUUUGAGGAUGUCCUUGAAGUUUAUGUAUCUCUUAUGUUUACAUCUUUAGUUUUGUAGCAAUUGUUCUACAUCUGAUGAUCAAUGAGAAAUAUUGUUUUUCAGCC
Molecule: messenger RNA, 1515 nt
Organism: Cucumis melo (muskmelon)
Lineage: Eukaryota; Viridiplantae; Streptophyta; Magnoliopsida; Cucurbitales; Cucurbitaceae
Exons: 7
Coding region: 365-1177 (270 amino acids)
Source: RefSeq, a predicted model, not a curated record